This is a messenger RNA of Sinocyclocheilus rhinocerous, 2839 nucleotides long. RefSeq names its product protein IWS1 homolog. The record is from RefSeq and is a predicted model, not a curated record. Gene Ontology annotation, biological process: poly(A)+ mRNA export from nucleus. NCBI's taxonomy places the organism in Eukaryota, Metazoa, Chordata, Actinopteri, Cypriniformes, Cyprinidae. The coding region runs from base 270 to 2642 and encodes 790 amino acids. The transcript has 17 exons. Gene Ontology annotation, cellular component: nucleus.
CACGCAUGCGUCCCAGAGCGGCGACACCAUUUUAGAGAAGGAAAGGAAAACUGGGACAGUUACUGGCAAUCAGUAAUAAUAUAUCAGCAGUUUAACUAAUAAUAGCUCAUGUGUGUGCUGAGAAACAGGGACAGAUAGAAGAUCCCCGCUGAUCCACAGAAGAACCGGGUUCCGACAUCAGCUCAGCGUCUGUUCUGGGUUUAUUGUUGUUAUUGUUGUGUGUGUGUGUGUUUUUGUGUUGUUUUUGUGUUCGGGAGAAACUGAAGCAGAUGGAUGGAGACGAGGAGAUCCGCUCAGAUGAUGGCAGCGCUACUCCAGUUCAGGACGAGCAGGACGAGGCGAGACCCGAAUCACGACAGUCUGAGGAUGACGGCAGUGAUAACGAGGACGCCGCUCACGACAGAAGGUCUGAGAACGCAGACAGCGGGUCGGAUCACGAGGCUCGUGGAGGAGGAGACGCGAGCGAUUCGGAGCCCGAGCCGCCGCGGCCCGCAGACAGCGAGGAGGAUGAGGAGGGCAGCUCUCCUGUGAAGCGAAGAGCGAGCACCUCGGACAUGGAUGAGGAGGACAAACCGCACCCAGCCAGUGACUCCGAGCCGGAGGAAACCGAGAAGAGACACAGCCCUAAAUCAGACGCGGGCAGCGAUUCGGACGAGGACAAACCCAAACUGAAAACUCUGAGAGACUCUGAUGCAGAAGAGGAGGAGGAGGAGAAACCGCACCCAGCCAGCGACUCCGAGCCGGAGGAAACCGAGAAGAGACACAGCCCUAAAUCAGACGCGGGCAGCGAUUCGGACGAGGACAAACCCAAACUGAAAACUCUGAGAGACUCUGAUGCAGAAGAGGAGGAGGAGGAGGAGGAGGAGGAGGAGGGAGGGAGGAAGCAGAAGGGAAAAUGGAAAGCUGUGAUGAACUCGGACAGUGAGGAUGAGGACGAGAGACCGAAACGGGAAACAGGAAGUGAUGAGGAUGAAGGGCCUAAACGACGGGCUCUGGCCAGUGAUGAUGAUGAUGAUGAAGAUGAGAAGCCUGUGAAGAGGAAGAAGUCUGUUCUGUCAGACAGUGAUGAAGAUGAGGAGAAAGAGGUGAAGAAAAGCAGGCUGGUGUCUGAUGAUGAAGACUCUGACAGCGAUGAAGGCUCUGGAGCUCCUGAUAAGAGUUUAGCUGCUAAACUGAAGGAGCUGGGCUCAGACAGCGAGGAUGAGGAGGACACGAUGAAGAGAGAUGCAGGGAAUAAGAAUGAGAAGGCUUUGUUCGGCAGCGACAGCGACUCCGGUGACGAUGAGGAAGAGAAAAUGAUCACAGACAUCUUCGGAGAGUCCGGCGAUGAGGAAGAGGAGGAGUUUACGGUAAUGAAGAGGAAGAAGUCUGUUCUGUCAGACAGUGAUGAAGAUGAGGAGAAAGAGGUGAAGAAGAGCAGGCUGGUGUCUGAUGAUGAAGACUCUGACAGCGAUGAAGGCUCUGGAGCUCCUGAUAAGAGUUUAGCUGCUAAACUGAAGGAGCUGGGCUCAGACAGCGAGGAUGAGGAGGACACGAUGAAGAGAGAUGCAGGGAAUAAGAAUGAGAAGGCUUUGUUCGGCAGCGACAGCGACUCCGGUGACGAUGAGGAAGAGAAAAUGAUCACAGACAUCUUCGGAGAGUCCGGCGAUGAGGAAGAGGAGGAGUUUACGGGCUUCAAUCAAGAGGAGCUGGAGGCCGAGCGGCCGCAGUCUCAGGCGCUGGGACACAAGGGACUGGAGAACGACUCUGAUUCAGAUGAAGAUGUGGACAGAGGAGGAAAAGACAUGUCCUUCAUGUCAGACUUUGAGCUCAUGUUGGCCCGUAAGAAAGCUCAGAGCGGCAAACGCAGACGCAAUCGAGACGGAGGGACGUUCAUCAGUGACGCCGAUGAUGUUGUGAGCGCCAUGAUCACCAAAAUGACAGAAGCUGCAGAGGAGGACCGGACUCUGAACAGUCAGAAGAAACCGGCUCUGAAGAAGCUCAUGCUGCUGCCCACAGUGGUGAUGCAUUUAAAGAAGCAGGAUCUGAAGGACACGUUCAUAGACAGCGGUGUGAUGCUGGCUAUAAAGGAAUGGAUCAGUCCUCUCCCAGAUAAGAGUCUCCCAGCACUCAAGAUACGAGAGGAGCUCCUCAAGAUCCUGCAGGAAGUGAGUCUGCAGCUUCUUAAAGAAUGUUUACAAAUAUAUUUUUGGAUUGUUUUUCGUUUUCAAGCCCUGGUUUUGUGUGUGUGUGCAGACGAGUGGUCACGGCCCAUCUUCGGUUUAUCGUCCAACUACAAGGGAAUGACGAGAGAAGAGAGAGAGCAGAGAGACCUGGACCAGCAGAUCGCCCCGCGCAGACGCCUCAGCUCCGGAGGACAGACUCCUCGCAGAGAUCUGGAGAAAGUGCUGACCGGAGAGGAGAAGGCGUUGCGGCCGGGUGACCCGGGUUUCUGUGCUCGAGCUCGUGUGCCCAUGCCCUCCAAUAAGGAUUACGUGGUUCGACCCAAGUGGAACGUGGAUGUGGACUCAAACAGAGCUCCGCUGAAGAAGGGUUUGACGCGAGUAGAUAAACAGAUGCGGCGUUUCGCAGAUAUCAAGCGCUUGACGAAGACGGGGCACGCGGUGAAGAUCAGCGUGGAGGGGAACCGCAUGCCGCUCUGAGAUCCAGUCUUUGAUUCUCCUGCAGUUCUGAGUCAGAUUCCCAUAAUGCCUUGUGUGUGUCUGUGCUGUAGCUGCGUCUGCUGUGUUCAGAGAGCUGCUCUGCCAAUGUUUUGCCCCUUGGUUCUGAUGUAUCUAUCUUUCAUAAUAAAGAGUUUCCAUGUCCGACAUUUUACUCCUGUUCUCCUGGCCUUUUGCUU